Messenger RNA from Staurois parvus, 522 nucleotides. Lineage: Eukaryota; Metazoa; Chordata; Amphibia; Anura; Ranidae. The record is from the annotation of a GenBank genome assembly.
AUGGGGACAAUAAAGGUGGCAAUCUGUUCCAGAGACAGUGAACAGAAUUAUGAAUGGCUGAUAGAUUUUCUAGAGCAGAGAAUGUGUCGGAGAACAAAGAUCAAGGCCCGGCCUGUGUUCAUAAACAAUACUGCGUCUCAGUUUCAUCAAGAGGUCUCCGGGUAUGACUUCGCCAUCUUGUAUCAUACUAAGAAGCGUGGGAGGAUAAAUAUCACCAACGUGACCGGCUCCCUCUAUGACGACGAGCUGAAAUUUCUUCAUAGAAGGUUUAGAGGGAAGAAUGUUGUGGUGAUUGAUGAUCUGGAGAACAGUGAGGACAGUGAAAAGCAGAGAAUCUUAGAUGAACAGGAUGACCUGCGUACAUAUGCUUCGGGAGUAUUCCUCUUCACCCAGAGGGACAAAAAUCAAACUGAAAAUCCUUUGAAGAAAAUGGAGAAUAACAAUGUGCAAAAGAACCUGAAGAAAUUAAGGAAGUACAUUAAGAAAAGCAAACGCAGAGGAGAUCCAUCUAGAUUCAGAGAA